AUGUGUAACUACUACUCUAGUGUGGAGGUGGUUGUGGGGGCUCAGGGAGGACAGAUCGGGCAGCAGUGGGUGGGGCUCUACUCUCUACGUUCACCGCUCACCACUCUCUCUUUAAAGCUGCCAACGCUGACACCAGGACACUGUCAGAACCUGCUCCCUGCGUUCACAACAUCUCCCACAAACCGUCAACGUAAACAACUGGCGAGCAACUGCGCCGACCGGAACACAGGAAAUCAUCAGAACGUACAGAACACGGGAUCGUGGGACGCGCUGGGAACAUCAGAAGCACGGACUCCGAACACAGACAUCAGCAGGCACCCCAACAGGCACAACCACAAUCCGGUGGCUCCCGAGGGACGGUGCUGGAUUCGGCCACCAAUGCGCACAUGUCACAGUCCAACCCUGGACCUCAGCGGCCCCGAGCCACAUUCUCAGUCUGGUACUGGAAUGUCAUCCCCGGCGGCAGCUCUCCUCCACACCAGUCCUUGA
Messenger RNA from Knipowitschia caucasica, 489 nucleotides. The record is from the annotation of a GenBank genome assembly. NCBI's taxonomy places the organism in Eukaryota, Metazoa, Chordata, Actinopteri, Gobiiformes, Gobiidae.